AUGGCCAAUCCUCCUUCAAAUGCAGAAGUUAGAAACUCCGAGCCCUCCGAAAUACCAGUCACAGAGCAGAGAGAGCUUGAGCACGAAAGCAUCAUACGAGACGGUGACCAAAAUAUUAUAGAUCGGAAUCGCCCAGAUGUUCUUGAAUGCAAUGGUCAUGCUUUGAUCAUCGAUCAGGACCCCGCUUCUUUGAGGUCAUCAAAAGAUGAUGGCGACAAGAACAUCAUGAUUGAUUCAAGUCGUCCUGUUGCAUCGCAAUCUAGUGGCGAGAAAGGCGAAUGUCUUCCUGACGAUUCUUCCACACCAUCGUUACUAAGCCAAGCAAAAAAUAGCAUCACGACAGCUGAAAUAAAGUCAACUAACAUCGAGCCAGGGCUACAACAAGAUGCUGAGAAUGGAUUGUCAUUUCUCACUGCAUCAUUUUCUGAAGGAAGUUUUGACGACCCUGACAUUUAUUCAAACGUCAAGCAUUUUAGAAGGCAAAUGGAAGUAUUUUUCAUUCCACAAAAAUCUGAAGGAGAGCGGAUGAUACAGAUUUUCAUUGCAGGUAUCGAGCGAGGCAAACCAUUUUUUACAAUGCCUCCACUUGAUAUUAUCCCAAAGCUUGCGUUUGAACCAAAGACAAUAUCCGAGAGAGCCUGGCUUCUACUAUACAAUGCAUUCCUAUCGACCGCAAUAGCUUUCAUGGAGCCAUCCAAUGCAAGAGUUAAUCGAGGUCUUCAGUGGAACGUGUGGAUAAUUCUACAGGAUUCUUCAUUCUUUCUCGAACCAUCAGUGAUUAGUAUUCAAGCCCUAUUAAUGUUAUCCUGUCACUGUCAAGAUCUUGUCCCACCGGGAUUAUGUUGGACACUUAUAGGCCAUGCUUGUCGAAUGGCCCAAAGUCUCAAUCUCCAUGCUCCGUCCCCAAAAUUCCCAAGGAAAAGCGAAGAAAACGAUCAAAGAAACUGCCUAUUCUGGAAUCUAUUUAUGAUUGAUAAAUCAUUAUCGCUUGCUUUUGGGAGACCUCCAUUUCUAUUUAGUCAGCUAUAUGAGGCGGUCGAUCCUCCGGACCCGGCAUUUCUUGCGACAUUCAGACCUCAUCGAUCAUCAACUUCAGGUAUCGGAACUCUACGGCAAAAUCAGCUAAGCGAUGAUUUCGGUGCAUUGUAUUUUUGUCUGGCACGCGAGCUGUUUGUGUUGCAAGGAAAAAUAAUAGAUGUUGCUCUCAUGGUUCAUAAUGGAGAGUCUGGAACAGAGCAGAUUUCGAAAAUGAAAAAAAAUCUUGGGAUUUGGAAGGAAAGUUUGGAUCAUGUUUGUUCUCUUGCACCGGGAUAG
Molecule: messenger RNA, 1314 nt
Organism: Sclerotinia sclerotiorum 1980 UF-70
Lineage: Eukaryota; Fungi; Ascomycota; Leotiomycetes; Helotiales; Sclerotiniaceae
Exons: 3
Coding region: 1-1314 (437 amino acids)
Biological process (GO): positive regulation of transcription from RNA polymerase II promoter by galactose; DNA-templated transcription
Cellular component (GO): nucleus
Molecular function (GO): DNA-binding transcription factor activity, RNA polymerase II-specific; RNA polymerase II cis-regulatory region sequence-specific DNA binding; zinc ion binding
Source: RefSeq, a predicted model, not a curated record